This is a messenger RNA of Staurois parvus, 331 nucleotides long. The record is from the annotation of a GenBank genome assembly. Lineage: Eukaryota; Metazoa; Chordata; Amphibia; Anura; Ranidae.
AUGCCACCUGUCAGUGUCCAUCAGUGCCAGCUGUCAGUGCUCAUCUAUGCCACCUGCCAGUGCCCAUCAGUGCCACAUCAAUGCCACAUAUCAGUGCAUACCAGUGCACAUCAAUGCCACAUAUCAGUGCCCAUCUGAGCUGCCUUUCAGUGUCACCCAUCAGUGCCAGUCAGUGCCACCUAUCAAUGCCAGUCAGUGCCACCUAUCAGUGCCUACCAUCAGUGACACCUAUCAAUGGCAGUCAGUGCCACCUAUCAGUGCUGCCAAUCAGUGCCACCUAUCAGUGCCAGUCAGUGCCGCCUAUCAGUGCCAAUCAGUGCCUGCCUAUCAG